Messenger RNA from Fragaria vesca subsp. vesca, 2262 nucleotides. Its product is annotated as ankyrin-1-like. Lineage: Eukaryota; Viridiplantae; Streptophyta; Magnoliopsida; Rosales; Rosaceae. Gene Ontology annotation, molecular function: protein binding. The coding region runs from base 1 to 2262 and encodes 753 amino acids. The transcript is spliced from 5 exons. The record is from RefSeq and is a predicted model, not a curated record.
AUGACGGUGUUCGCCGGAAAAGCGCACGUGUUUCCUAUCGACUACGAAGCAGAGGUGUCACAGAGGUUGGUCGACGCUGCCCACGAAAAUGAUCCGAACUCGGUGUAUGAGUGUCUGGACGAUCCUUUUGUCGACGUGAACUACGUCGGAACAGUGUGCUUGAAGAGUAAAAAGACAGAGAUUGUGUUGAAAGGUGAGUCGGCUCACGAGGUUGGUGUCGAGUACGAGGAGUUCAAGACUCAGGUAACCGCCUUGUUCCUCGGAGCUCAUUCCGGCAAUUUGGCGGUCGUCAGAAAACUACUGAGUUAUGGAGCCAAUGUGAAUCUGAAACUUUUUCGAGGCUACGCAACAACAGCAGCAGUGAGGGAAGGACAUACAGAGAUACUGGAGGUUCUUCUCAAUGCCGGAGCAUCUCAGAAGGCCUGCGAGGAGGCCUUGUUGGAGGCAAGCUACUUGGGGCGCGCUAGGCCGACUGAGAUGCUCAUGGCAUCUGAGUUUAUUCGUCCUCAAGCCGCUGUUCAUGCUCUUGUUGCUGCUUCCUGCAGAGGGUUUGUUGAUGUUAUAGAUACACUCAUCAAGUGUGGGGUAAAUAUCGACGCAACUGACCGGACAUUGCUUCAAUCUUCGAAGCCAUCACUCUACACCAACGCUGACUGUAAUGCUCUUGUUGCUGCCAUUGUUAGCAGGCAGAUUUCGGUUGUUAGACUACUGUUGCAGGCUGGAGCCAGAACAGAUACCAAAGUGAGUCUUGGAGGAUGGUCCUGGGAUGUAAGUACAGGAGAAGAGUUUCGGGUGGGUGCAGGACUAGCCGAGGCUUACAGUGUGACCUGGUGUGCUGUGGAGUACUUAGAAGCCAGCGGUGCUAUCUUGCGAAUGCUGCUACAACAUGUCUCCCCUAAUAUUGCUCACUUUGGAAGGACUCUCAUCCACCAUGCCAUCUUGUGCAAUAAUGAAAGAGCAGUAGAUGUGCUGUUGAGCUGUGGCGCAGAUGUAGAGGUUCCGAUUAAGACAACUACUUCAGAAACUGAGUAUCCCAUCCACAUGGCUUCGCGGUUUGGGUUAAGUAAGAUUCUCCAACAACUGAUUGAUGGUGGCUGCAAUGUCAACUCUCGAACAGACUCUAGAGAAACUCCUCUCAUGAUCUGUGCUAGACAUAAACACCAGGAGUGUUUCAGAAUUCUUGCUUCCAAUGGUGCUGAUUUUGGCCUUGUCAAUUCUCGUGGUCAAAGUGCAAGUGUGAUUGCAGAGUCAGCUAAGUGGAGUCUUGGCUUUAAAAGAGUAAUUCUAGACUUGAUUGGAGCUGGGAAGGUUGUUCGAUCGAGCAAUAUGACAAUCUUUUCUCCUCUAUUGUUUGUGACUCAAGAAAAUGAUGUUGAGGCUUUGAAACGUCUGAUCAGUUCUGGUUACAUUGAUGUUGAUGAGCAAGACGAAAAUGGAUACUCGGCUGCCAUGAUAGCUGCAGCAGAUGGUAACUUGGAAGCUUUCAAAUUGCUUAUCUGUGCCAGAGCUGACAUGAAUCUGCAGAACAAACAUGGUCAGACCCCAUUGGACCUACUAGAUAAAAAUCAACAUGGUGAAGAAUUUGAAAAAUUAUUACUGAAUCAUGCACUUGAAAAGGGCCCCGAUAGUAGUUCUCUCGAGUUCUAUGCGCUACAUCUUGCAGCGCAACAUGGAGACUUGGAUUUGGUUCAUGCAUUGAUAAGUCACGGCUAUGAUGUUAAUGCUUUUGAUGCUGAGGGAUACACUUCAUUGAUGUUAGCUGCAAGAGGAGGCCAUGGUAAGCUGUGUGAGCUUCUAAUUUCUUUUGGGGCUAGAUGUGAUACUGUGAAUGCAAGACAUGAGACUGCGCUGUCUCUUGCGAGGAAAACUGGAUCGAAAAAUGAUGCAGAGAAGGCCAUAUUGAAUGAGUUUGCACUAAAACUUGUGCUGGGUGGGAGUAAUGUCAAGAAGCACACAAAAUGGGGUAAAGGAGCUCCCCAUAAUAAAGUGCUGAGAAUGGUUGGGGCUGCAGGGCUUUUAAGAUGGGGGAAGUCAAGUAAGAGAAAUGUGAUCUGCAAGAAGGCGGAGGUCGGGCCUAGUGAUGCAUUCAGGUGGAACCGCAGGAGGAAGUAUGACUGUGAUGAACCAGGGAUGUUCCAUGUGGUGACUACAAAGAACAAGGAGCUGCAUUUUGUGUGUGAAGGUGGGAUUGAAAUGGCGGAUUUGUGGGUGAGAGGGAUCAAGCUUGUGACAAUGAAAGCUAUCUUUGGCAAGAAUGAAUGA